AUGCAUCAGACUCCACGUGGAGGCCAGGAGGUCCCUGUCACUACGCGAUUUAUUCCAUUAUGUCUAGAACAAGUGAACAUUGUUAACUGUCCCUUCUCAUACGCGGAUGGAACCUCCGUGGGCCCACGAGGCACUGCAGCUUUACAAAUCCUCAGCACCAUUCUGCAUGGAGUUUUGAGGCUAACGCGGCAUCCUUUGAGCUACCCGAUAAUUCACACAAGUUUGAUCGUUGUUCGACUAGUGACUAGGAAUCGAUUCGACAGUUCUGAUUCUCAGUUGCGGAUACGGGAUCUCAUGUGCUCCUCGGAUUUCCACGACUUCAAUCAGUGGUUAAACACUGCUGAGACCACUAGCGCGUAUUGCCUUGCAUUCCCACGAACCUACAGACAGCUCAUGGCUACACCGACAGUGCCACGGCCACCCAGCGAGUGA
This is a messenger RNA of Aspergillus nidulans FGSC A4, 432 nucleotides long. RefSeq lists its product as uncharacterized. The coding region runs from base 1 to 432 and encodes 143 amino acids. The record is from RefSeq and is a predicted model, not a curated record. NCBI's taxonomy places the organism in Eukaryota, Fungi, Ascomycota, Eurotiomycetes, Eurotiales, Aspergillaceae. The transcript is spliced from 3 exons.